Neocloeon triangulifer is the source of this 5314-nucleotide messenger RNA. RefSeq names its product metabotropic glutamate receptor 8-like. Gene Ontology annotation, cellular component: membrane. The coding region runs from base 362 to 3172 and encodes 936 amino acids. Lineage: Eukaryota; Metazoa; Arthropoda; Insecta; Ephemeroptera; Baetidae. The record is from RefSeq and is a predicted model, not a curated record. Gene Ontology annotation, molecular function: adenylate cyclase inhibiting G protein-coupled glutamate receptor activity. Gene Ontology annotation, biological process: G protein-coupled glutamate receptor signaling pathway; regulation of synaptic transmission, glutamatergic. The transcript is spliced from 15 exons.
UUGAGCCAGAGUUAAAGGGCGUCGGUAGGUAUAGUCAGGUGGGCAGAGCAGACGCGCGCCGAGAGUGUAACCAUAGCGACGCAGGGCGCAGCUUGACACCGACGGACGGACCGACGGAGAACCGCCCCCCGCAGCCCAGGCAGCAAGCAGAUCUUGCUCCGCAGACCCAUUCCACCACUCACUCACCCCUCAGAGGACCGACUCGCAGCUCUCUUUCUCUCUCUCUCUCUUCUCCGUCUCUCCAUCUCUCUCUCUCUAUCCCGGCGACCGAACCGGACGGCGAACCGCUCCUUUAGAAUCAACGCAAAAUCUGCUCCUGACCGCACCGAACGCGCCACUCGACCCCAAGGCAAGUGUCGCGAUGCGGCGGGGGCUCGUGGGGGCGGCGGUGGUGGUGCUGGUGCUGGCGUGGGUGGAGGCGGCGGGGGCGGACGGCGACGAGACGCGGCUGCUGCGGAUGAACGGCGACAUCAUCCUGGGCGGCAUCUUCCCGAUGCACGAGCACCGCAGCGGCGGGUACCACGCGGCGCCGUGCGGCGCCGUCAAGGAGGAGAAGGGCGUGCAGCGGUUGGAGGCGAUGCUGUACGCCCUGGACGAGAUCAACCGCGACGCCACGCUGCUGCCCGGCCUCUCGCUCGGCGCCCUCGUCAUCGACUCGUGCAGCAGCGACACCUACGCCCUCGAGCAGUCCAUGGAGUUCGUCAGGUCCUACAUGAACCAGGACAUGUCAGAGUACAAGUGCGCGUCUGGGCAGCCGCCUGUGUACGUGCCUCACAAGCCGGUGACCGGCGUCAUCGGAGCCUCGUUCAGCGUCGUCUCCAUCAUGGUGGCCAACAUCCUUCGUCUGUUUAAAAUCCCGCAGAUGAGCUACGCGUCGACCAGCACCGAGCUGUCGGACAAGUCGCGCUUCGAGUAUUUCAGCCGGGUGGUGCCGCCCGACAACUUCCAGGCGCAGGCCAUGGUCGAGAUGGUGCGCGAGCUCGGCUGGAAAUACGUCAGCACGGUCGCCGUCGAGGGCGACUACGGCGAAAAGGGAAUCGCGUCUUUCAUCGAGCUGGCCACCUCUUCGGGGAUUUGCAUCGCCGUUUCCGAGAAGAUUUUGCGCAACGCUCAGACCGAGGACUUCGACAAGAUCGUCGAACGACUGGUGCAGAAGGCCAACGCCCGCGGCGUCAUCAUGUUCGUCGACGAGGACAACACCAGAAAGCUCUUACAAGCGACGGUGCGGGCCAACCGAACCGGGCACUUUUUAUGGUUUGGCAGCGACUCUUGGGGCGCCAAAGUACACCCUGUCAAGGAGCAGGAAUGGGCAGCCGAGGGGGCCAUCACCAUUCUGCCCAGGCGGACCGCCAUCAAAGAGUUUGAUGAGUACUACAAAAGUUUGCGGCCCCGGCUGGACAAAGAGAGUUGCCGGCUUAACUCGACGACGGUGAUGCCGCAAGGCAACAAACUGGUCAAUUGCCGCAACAUCUGGUUCCGCGAGUUUUGGAGCCAACACCACAAGUGCGCGUUUGACGACUCGUCGGCCCUGCCCAAGUGCACCGGCAACGAGACCAUCAACGACUACGAACAAGAGGGAUUAGUGCCUUACGUCGUUGACGCUGUUUAUGCCAUGGCGCAAGCCAUUCACAACAUGAUCACUGACGUUUGCGGCGCCGACCCGUUUAUUCUGUGUAACAAAUUGAGGCCUGCCCCAGCAGGAGCUGACCUCCUCGAGUACAUUAGGAAUCUCACAUUUACAGGUCGGCAAGGCACUGAAAUCAAAUUCAACAAAGACGGCGACGCAUUUGGCAGCUACAACAUUUAUCAAUACCAGAAGAAGGACGAUAAAUACGACUACGUGAAGAUUGGAACUUGGGAGGCGAGAUUGAACUUGGACAUGCGCAUGACCAAGUGGAAAAACGGGACGGUGCCCAAGUCGAUCUGCAGCGAAAACUGCGCCCAAGGCCACAUUCGCAAUUUCCAAGACCAGUGCUGCUGGAGCUGCGUCGCGUGUCGAGAGGACGCCUACGCGUUCAACGACACAUGCAAGGCCUGCGAGCCAGGUCACGCACCCAGCGCCGACAAGGCCUACUGCGUCAAACUGCCUGCUCAGGUGAUCGAGUGGGACAGCCCGUGGGCGUUGGUGCCGUUGGCGUUCGCCGUCAUCGGCAUCCUGAGCACCAUUUUCGUGUUGCUGGUGUUCAUCCGGUACAACAAGACGCCGAUCAUCAUGGCGUCCGGCCGCGAGUUGUGCUACGUCCUGCUGAUCGGCAUCUUCGCGUGCUACCUGAUGACGUUCGCCAUCCUCGCCAGGCCCACGCAGCUCUCGUGCACCAUCCUCAGGGUGGGGCUCGGCGUGUGCCUGACCGUGUGCUACAGCGCCAUCAUCACCAAGACCAACCGCAUCUCGCGCAUCUUCAACCGCGGCAUCCGCAGCAUCCAGCGGCCGUCGUGCACCUCGCCCAGCUCGCAGGUCAUCAUCUGCUUAGGCAUCGUUUCAGUGCAGCUUUUGGGCGCCAUUGGCUGGCUGAUCUACGAGAAGCCGGACGUCAAGGAGGUCUACCCGUACCCGCUGACCGCGGUGCUGACCUGCGGCGUGUCGACCUUCUCGCUGAUGAUGUCACUCGUGUACAACAUGUUCCUCAUUCUGCUGUGCACGUUGUAUGCCUUCAAGACGAGGAAGAUUCCUGAAAACUUCAACGAGGCCAAGUACAUCGGCUUCACCAUGUACAGCACCUGCAUCGUUUGGCUCGCUUUUGUGCCCAUCUACUUUGGCACCAACAACGACUACAAGGUUCUCCAACAGGUGCAGAUAGCGAGCACGUGCAUGUGCGUCAACAUUAGUGCGACGGUGGCAUUAGGCUGUUUGUUCGCGCCCAAGGUGUACAUCGUCUUGUUCCAACCCAAGAAGAACGUCCGCCAGGGCAACACCCAGGUCAGGUCGACGCGCUUCUCCGCCAGCCAGGAGGACCCGGGCACAGGCGUCGCGGGAAUCUCUAAGCAGCGGCCCGGCUCCAGCAGCACAUAUGUGAUGCGCUUUUCGGGCCGAGCGGGCGCCGGUUGCAUGGGCAUGCAGAGCAGCCAGUCGGCGCAGUCGAUGACCUCGGGCUCCGUCAGCCCCAACAAGCACGUCAACGGCGAGCCUUCGACCCUGGCGUCGCCCAGCGUCGAGGAGAGCAGCCUCAGCUAAGUUUGAAAAUCGAAUUCGCCGAUCAGGUCAACCAGGGUUUUUGUUUAAUUUAUAAUUUUUCGUUUCACUCGCGCGGGGGAUUGAACAAAACAAAAAAUUCAAAAAGCGCUUCCACUAGAAAAACGAGAGUUUUGCUGAGAGUCGGAUGGCGGCGCCACUGUCGCGUCUCCACGCAAUCUUCUGCAAACCUUUUGACCUUUUCCCGAAAAGGUUGGAGGCUGCGUGGAGAGCAACCCUGAGCCCAUAGGUGGCACCGACGCCGUCCGUCUCGCCGGAACCCUCGUUCAAAAAAGGAAGCUCAAAUACGCUUGUGAUGAUCCGAACGAGAUAGGAUAUCAUUCAAAUGUCAAUUAAAAACACACACCGCCAAUUAGCUCGCGGCUCUCAACGUCAAAGGCUUUUAAUCUGAUUUUGAUUGACAGACUUUUUCCAUGAUGAUGCGAGUAGAGAGAACAGCGGAUGAGAAUUAUUAUUCAUUAAUUUAUGCGUUCGAAAAGUAUAACUACAGAUUUUGUAAAAAGCUCAGGAAAGUCUUUAAGAAUUUGACGAAUCGAUGAUAAUCAUUUAUUGUGAGAAAAGUGAAUAUUGAAAUUUUCACAAUCAAUUGAACAAACUAAACUUAUUAUUUUUAUUAAAUAUUAUUAAAUUUGGAGACUUGCGGUGAUUUGAUAUUUACGAUGAGAUUAAAUAUUCAAGACCCGAACCAGUAAAAUCUUAAAUUGUGAUUCUGAAAUUAGACAAAAUUUAAUAGUCCAGGUCAAAAUAACGAUCGGAGAAUUUUCACCUCUGAGCUUUAAACCAUUUGAACCAUGUUAGGGAUGCUGUUUUUAGAAAUUUAGUAAUUUAUCAAUCAGGACUGAAUUAAGGUUCAAAAUUGGCGGGAAAAUCAGGUGCUCUUAAGGUGCGAGUCGUAGAAUUUUGUCCGCUUUCAGAAUAAAGGAAAGAAAAUUCCCGCUUCGGGUCUUUACUCAAAAUUUUCAGAUUCUCCAAAAGCUUUGAAUUAAAAGGGGCUGGGAGUGAAUUUCGAAACGAUAAAUUGCCAAACCAUAACUGAAACUCAAUCAGCCCCUUUUGUGAAUGCCAAUUAUCAAUUUCCAUUUUAAAAUAUAAUUGAAUCUGUGUUUCGCUCUGUGUGGGGUUGCGGUUAUUUGAAUUCGCUUUUGCCAAUCUGAGCUUUUGUAUUGCGUCGGCGGUCGGUCGGCGCGUGCACUGAAUUGAAAACUAAUCAAAACAGGCAGGUGCCAAAUUACUUCAUACACGACGAUCGAUGGAUAAUAUUUAUUUUUGCGAGGUGAAAAGCUGCUGUAAAUAUACACCGGUACGGAUGGAUGGGAUUAUAUCAAUCGUUAAAAAAAUCACGGAAAAUAAAAGAAUCAACGGAGGCCCUCGAAAACCCUUUCCUUGAUAAUCAAUUAUUAAUUAAAGAGGAGACUACUUUGUGUGUAGUUGUUCUGCUGAAAGUGAGCAAUAAGGUGUAAAAUUAAAAUUUAGAGAGCAAAAAACGUUUCAAUCAAAACCUUCGUACGUCUUUUUCCCUUUUCUCCAACCGUCUGUGUGUGUAUAUCAAAAAGAGUAAUUAUAUCGAUGUUUAAAGUAAAACGAGACAAAGUUUAAAAUUCAAUCGAAAUCUAACCGUCUGUUGAAGCAAUAUAUAAGUAGGAUGUUAAAAAUACUACUGUGGGUCGUUUUAGAAAAAAAAAAUCGGAGUGUAAUUUAAAUCGCUGUGAAUAAUAAUCAACUUUCUCUUCGUGUAAUAAGAAGCUCAACUUUUUUUAAAUAGCGGCUGCUGACUUUUGCCAAAGUGCUCCGAAUUUAUUCAGCUCUUCUUUCUGUAAAUUUUUAGCCAUUUUCUGAAUAUAUUGUCAAGCGGAGAAGCAGAGGCGAAGUCCAGUACUUCUAUAUACAGUCGGAGGAGGUUUGCUCAAAAAUUUUCGGGGUUCGUCACAACGUUUCUAGUCCAUUUGUGUAGCACAUGCUGUCCCUCGAAAACAUUCGAAAGGUAGCCAAAGAAUUGAAAGAAAGAAUUUCUCUUCCUAUUGUUGUUGUCGAUUAUGUUGAAGAAAAAUGUUCACUCUUUGAAAAGUGUGCAGGAAAUUAUGUACUGCUCGUCAAUGUUAUAAAAAAAUGAAGUUUAUUCAUUAA